CGUUCAUCAAUCUCUCCUUCAAACAUGGCGUUUCCAAGAUAUUUUGUCCUCUGCAUUCUCUUUCUCUCUUUGUUACGGCACUCUGUCUCCGAUUCCGGCGUCAUCGGAAUCAACUACGGCCGUAUCGCCGACGAUCUCCCUUCUCCGGCGAAGGUUGUUCAGUUGCUCAAGAGUCAGGGAAUCACCCGAGUGAAGCUCUAUGAUGCCGAUUCCACGGUUCUCGACGCGCUUUCCGGGUCGGGUAUAGCCACUACAGUCGCGCUCCCCAACGAAAAGCUCUCGUCCGCCGCGGCUAGCCAGAGUUUCACCGACGGGUGGGUCCAGUCCAACGUCGUACCGUACAAGUCCAUCAUUGACGCCGUCGCCGUCGGCAAUGAAGUGUUCGUCGACCCGGCUAACACCACCGCGUACCUCGUGCCGGCGAUGAAGAACGUUUACGCUUCUCUGGCCAAAUACGGCGUCGCUUCCUCCGUCAAAGUCUCCUCCCCCAUCGCCCUCAGCGCUCUGCAAUCUUCGUACCCUCCUUCCUCCGGUUCGUUCAAGCCGGAGCUGGUCGAACCGGUGAUUAAGCCGAUGCUGAGUUUCCUCAAGCAAACCGGUUCGUUUCUAAUGGUGAACGCGUACCCCUUCUUCGCCUAUGAAGCUAAUACGGACACGAUUUCCCUCGAUUACACUCUGUUCAGAGAUAACAAAGGCGUGGUGGACCCCAACAAUGGCCUCGUUUACAAAAGCCUGUUCGAGGCGCAACUCGACGCCGUCUUCGCCGCCAUGAACGCCGUCAGCGCCGGCGACGUUAAGGUGGUGGUUUCCGAGACCGGCUGGCCGUCGAAGGGCGACGAGAAGGAGGCCGGCGCGAGCGCCGUGAAUGCAGCGGCGUACAACGGGAAUUUGGUCCGGAGAGUUCUCACUGGAGGUGGGACCCCCUUGAGGCCCAACGAACCUCUUAACGUCUAUUUAUUCGCUCUCUUCAAUGAGAACCAGAAGCCCGGGCCCACCUCCGAGAAAAACUACGGCCUUUUCUAUCCCAACGAGCAAAAGGUUUAUGACGUCCCGCUGACGCUAGCAGCCCUGGCGAACGGCCCCAUGAAUAACGGGAGUAAAGCUCAGGUCGUCCCCCCGACUCCGGCGCCGUCCGGCGGCGGCGGCGACGUGUCGACCACCACGGCGGGGCAGACGUGGUGCGUGGCCAACGGCGACGUCGGGACGGAGAAGCUCCAGCUUGCACUGGACUACGCUUGCGGCCAGGGAGGAGCCGAUUGCCGUCCGAUUCAACCCGAGUCCACGUGUUACAAUCCUAACACCCUUGUGGCACACGCUUCCUACGCCUUCAACAGCUACUACCAGAAGAACGCACGUGCCUCUGGCUCGUGCUACUUCGGUGGCGCUGCCUACGUUGUCACCCAGCCUCCCAAAUUUGGUAGUUGCGAGUUCCCCACAGGGUAUUGAGUACAGGAAAGGAGGGAGCUUUUGGGGGAGAAGAUGAUAGAUAUAUUGAUAAUGUUAUAUUGGGGUGGUUGAAUUCUUUAUUAGUACAUUUUUAGUCUAUAUUGCAUAUGUUGAUUAGGUUAGGGUGGUUAUUGACUAUUUUGGCCUUUGUAUCUGGAUUUUAUACUUAAUACGAGUUUUUGUUUUUAUAACUUGUG
Molecule: messenger RNA, 1643 nt
Organism: Ipomoea nil (Japanese morning glory)
Lineage: Eukaryota; Viridiplantae; Streptophyta; Magnoliopsida; Solanales; Convolvulaceae
Product: glucan endo-1,3-beta-glucosidase 13-like
Exons: 2
Coding region: 25-1446 (473 amino acids)
Biological process (GO): carbohydrate metabolic process
Cellular component (GO): plasma membrane
Molecular function (GO): hydrolase activity, hydrolyzing O-glycosyl compounds
Source: RefSeq, a predicted model, not a curated record